AGACGUCUUCACUCCUUUCAAACACUACUCAGGUGAGCAGGAAUCUACCGAUCGUUAAAAAAAAAAAAAAAAAAAAAAACCAGGAAGAUCGCUGUAUUAACAUACUUUCCAAUUGCAUUAAGGAAUUAACGUGGACUUGAGUGACAUAAUAGGUCUGUGUUGAGAUCACGGAGAAUACACAGUGUUUGCUCUUCAACAAUAAUGCUAUCUUGUGGGAGGGGUUAGUUUCACCGACAGGUAACUCUGAUUAUCGGUACACCUGCACGCGAGCUUGUGAAUCCGGUUCAGCUUCCUCUUGAGCCCUCCAUCAUGAAGUUUCCUGCACUGCUGCUGGGUUUUGUCUUGGUGUGUAGUCUGGGUAUCGCCGGCUACAUCCACACCAGACGAAAGCAGGAGACUCAACUAAGCAAACAGGCUUCUUUUCUAGACAUUAAGUUCAGAGUGACCAGAGAUGUUCUGGGAGAGUACCAAGAUCAGCUGAUCCAGAUCAAUACACAGAUGGAAAAGACUAAAAAAGAGGUGGACAGUCUAACCAAAGACCUGUCCAUAGCCAAGACCUUUGUAGAGAAGAAAAAAAGCGACAUAGCUACGUGUAAAGGAGACAAGAAACGAUUCACAGAUGAAAUUGCUGCUGCAGAGUCAGAAAAGAAACACAUCCAGAGUGAGUUUGUCAAGGAUAAGUCCAAUUUGGAAACAGAGGUUGAAUCUCUAAAAAAACAAACGGAGCAGAUAAGCACACUUUGCAAGUACAUUGACAAGACGUCCGAGGAGGGAAAGAAGCUGUGUAAAAUAACCGAAGAACCACAGAAGCAAGAGGAGAAGCCCAAGGAAAUGCCAGCGGAAAAACCCAAUCUCGAGAAAGCUAAAGCCGAGGAACCGAAACCGGAGGAACCGAAACCGGAGGAACCAAAAGCUGAAGAACCGAGAGCUAAAGAGCCAAAAGUCGAUGUGGAGUGAAGAACGAGCAAGUGGACGAGUUUGUGUGUGUUUGGGGAGUGGAGAACAAUAACCACCACAUCAGCGUCCACUGGAGAAUUGUAUAGGAGGAUGAACUAACCUGAACAUCUUGCUUGGGUUGAUCUCCAGCAUUCCAAAGGCAUCCCUGAAAUGAAACACUCUUUGGGUUCAAGGUUUGACUGACAACAUCGCGCGUGGUCUGUCAUAUUCCUGCUGUGUUUUCUGACAAAUAAUUGUGUGUUUAUGAGGAAUAUGGGAUGAUGCAUGUGUAUUGUCUAUGAAUUAAAUGAUUUUUGAUGUCCGCUUCGCCCUCAAAUAAAUUAUAAAAACCGUGUAUUUAUUUUUUUUAAAACCUCCAAUUUCCUUUUUUUUUUUUUUUUUUUUCAGAAAAAGAGUGUUAGGUUUCUUUUGCUUUCUGGGUGCGUUUGAUUUGUAUUAUUUCUUUAUUUCCCCGCUGUAGUUGACGUUGUCUGUGUUACAGUGUCAUUCUGACCCUCCCUCAGGCUCGUUCGUACGUCCCGCUUGUAUCGACCAAUGGGAAAACUCUGACCCUCUUACUGUCACAACCAAUCAUCCUCACUCGGUUACCCCGGUUACUAUUGUUACGCGGCCCUGGCAACACAUAGUUUAACCAAUCCGAGCCUUCGGUGAAGCAGAAAACCAGUUACGAAGUUGCUUGCUCUUGUUCUUGUUGUUUGUUAGAAGUUGUGGUUUUGUGCCGACAUAAUGUGAUGUUUGUAAGAAAAGUCAGACUAUGAUUGGACAUUUAUGUAUUCUUCCAGUAAAUGGACCACUUGGCAAUAUAAAGCUAAAAUGCUCGUCUAGUCAACAUAAUCUGCUCUUAAUCUUACUUAAACAGUGGCUUGAAAGUUAAAUUUGUCAUCCUGGGCUGUUUAACCAGUUUGAUGUGUAUGUAAGUUAUGUUAGGCGUUUCGUGUGACUUGACAUGAAACGCAACAUGAGUUUUAAUAUACUGUAGAGCACCUUCUGACAAAUCUUUUACAGUGUUUCUACAAUUAAUAGGACAUUUUAAUUUGGUUUUUAAUUAAAUAUUUUGGGUCCAUUAGAAGUUAGGUUCAAUCAGGAGCAUGUAUGGAAUUAUUUUUUUAUGCAUUAAAAAAAAAGUAUAAUUAGGAAGAAAUUUAAAUCUUACUAAGACACACGCAUUUAUAUUAACUUUUAAUUUUAAUUUAACCAAAAAUAACUUAAUCUUCUGUGGAACAUACAAAUACGAUGUCUUGAAAAAAUGUCAAAUGCUUUUUCUUUUUUUUUUUAUGUAACCAAAACUGUUACUAAUACUCUUUCUCAAAUGUUAUGUUUUAUAGAAAAACUGAAAAUAUAUUUGGAGUAAUAUGGGCGUGUGUAAAGGAUGAGUAUGUUCAAAUAUCUGGAAACGCUUUACAACAUUGCAUUUUGUUAACAUUAGUUGACUUGAACUAAUAAUGAAAAGCACAUUUAAUGCAUUUAUUAAUUUUAGUUGAUUUUUAAUUACAGCAUUUGCUAAUGCGUUGUAUCUGAUUGUCUGAUGGACCUGAGCUGCACUAAUGUGAACUAUUUGUGUAAAUAAAAUAAAAUACUCUAACAAAUAUA
This is a messenger RNA of Puntigrus tetrazona (Sumatra barb), 2547 nucleotides long. RefSeq lists its product as uncharacterized. The record is from RefSeq and is a predicted model, not a curated record. The transcript has 4 exons. NCBI's taxonomy places the organism in Eukaryota, Metazoa, Chordata, Actinopteri, Cypriniformes, Cyprinidae. Bases 310 to 957 code for a protein of 215 amino acids.